Messenger RNA from Funneliformis geosporum, 1484 nucleotides. NCBI's taxonomy places the organism in Eukaryota, Fungi, Glomeromycota, Glomeromycetes, Glomerales, Glomeraceae. The record is from the annotation of a GenBank genome assembly.
AAAUAGAAACAAUUAAUGCUUAUCUUUCCGAAAAACUCGCUUCGGCUCCCGCCGCUUCCUCCGUUUUUGACAUAAGAUUAAAAAAUACUGAGUUAGAAGAAAAAGUAAAGAAAUUAAAAGAUGAAAAAAAUACCUUUGACAACACUAUUAUCGAAAUUGUCGAAAGAUACGGGCGAACAUUAACAGAAUUAGAAACAGCCCACGAGGCAGAAUUAGCGAUCAAAGACAAGGAAUUACUAGUAAAACAAGACAAAAAUGAUGAAUAUAGAACUAUAAUUAAAACUCUUUCUGCCGCUCCUGCUCCCCUAACUCGAACUGGUUCCGGUUCUUCGCGUUUGCCCUUGCCUAUUUCCCGCACUAAUUCCGAAAAAAAUUAUUUCAAUGGUCGCGGUGGAUUUGCCAAGGCAAGACGCCGUUCUUCCGUGCGAACCCGCACUUAUUCCAAUUCCUCAAUUUCUUCUUGGCGAGAUAGAAGAGAACCGGGCAACCCCGAUGAAGCAACUAGCGAUAACCUAAAUGCUCUCCAUGAAAUUUUACGGGAAGAUUUAAAAGGGCAGUUAGCGGUCGGAGAAAUUUUAACCGAGCAAGUAAAAACAUUAGAAGAAAAAAUUAAUAUUUUAGAAGAGGAAUUAGCCGAAAUUAAUUCCUCGGCAACCGAAGAAAGUCCAUUAGGAAACUCAGAAAUUAAAACAGAAUACUUAUCAAAGAUAGGGAAAUUAAUAAAAAUUUUAAACAAAACCCAGGAAGCUUUGAAAAUGUUGGAAAAAGAAGCCUUAACACUUUUCAUGGUUCCUAGUGAGGAAAAAGGUGAAGAGAGUGAUGAGGAAGAAUUAGAGCGGGAAUAUGCCGAGAAAUUUAACAUUGACUUAGUCAAAACUCUUAAAGAGGGAAUGGUGACACUUUUGACUCAGGCGAAAAAAGUAGAGGACUGGGAAAUUAAAGAGGUUCGGUUUGAUGAAAGUAGUUUCCACGAAAAGAAAAAAAUUACCGAGGAAGCCAUUGCUGAUACCGAAAAAAUAGUGGAGAAUAUGAUUAACCAUUUGGCUGAUUAUGACAAGGAAACGGCGGAAACUGAGGAAACUACGGCAGACUUAGACCCAGAGUUAGCCGCAACCGAAAAAAAAGCCGGCAAAGUUAAAAACUGCUUAACUAACCAAGGAGAUUAUUUAAACGAGCAAAUUGAGCGUUUAAGGGCGACCAUUGCCGCUCAACAGGAAUUCCAACGUCAAUUAGAUGAGGAAAUUGCGGAAAAUGAAAAGAGAAUUGAUGAACAAAAAACGAAAGUAAAAGACUUUGAAAAACUAGAAAAUAUGAUUUCUAUUUCAAACCCAAGCGAAGAAAGUGAACAAAUAUCAUUUUUUAGAAAGAAGAAAAAUGAUUCUCAGCAAGAGAUAGAGGUUUUGGAAAAAAACUUAGGGAAAAAACGCCACCAACGAGAAAGCAGUGUUAGUGAAACGAAAGCUUAUGAAGAAGAAGCCGACUGA